AUGAGAGUUCCGGCUGGCGUUCUCUGGAGCGCGGCUGGGGCUGCCUGGCGGAGCAGCUUCUCCUUUGCUGGCCAGGAUGUGGCGCGCUGGUUCCCAGGACAUAUGGCCAAAGGUCUCAAGAAGAUGCAGAGCAGUCUGAAGCUGGUGGACUGUAUCAUCGAGGUGCAUGAUGCUCGGAUUCCAUUAUCUGGCCGCAAUCCCUUGUUCCAGGAAACUCUUGGAAUUAAGCCUCACCUGCUUGUACUUAACAAAAUGGAUUUGGCAGAUCUUAAAGAGAAACAGAAAAUCGUGGAGCGCCUGAACAAAGAGGGAGUGAAAAAUGUAAUUUUUACCAAUUGUAUAAAGGAUGAAAACAUAAAAGAGAUUGUUCCAUUGGUUACCGAACUGAUAGAGAGUGGCUACCGCUAUCAUCGAGGAGAGAACCUGGAAUAUUGUAUCCUGGUGAUUGGGGUGCCAAAUGUGGGCAAGUCCUCACUCAUCAACUCCCUCAGGAGACAGCACCUCAAAAAAGGAAAAGCCUCUCGAGUGGGUGGCCAUCCUGGGAUCACCAAAGCAGUUAUGUCUAGAAUUCAGGUAUGUGAGCGGCCUUUGAUGUUCCUGCUGGAUACUCCUGGUGUGCUGGCUCCACGGAUCCAGGAUGUAGAGACUGGGCUGAAACUUGCCACGUGUGGAACUAUAUUGGAUCAUUUGGUAGGAGAAAACAUCAUUGCUGAUUAUCUUCUUUUUACACUUAAUAAGCAACAGCAGUUCAAGUAUGUGGAGCAUUAUGACCUUGGGGAAGCUUGUGAUGACAUAGGAAGUGUGCUGAAAAAGAUUGCCAUAAAACUCAAGAAGAUUCACAAAGUGAAAAUGCUUACUGGGACAGGAGAUGUGAAUGUAAUUCAGCCCGACUAUUCUGCAGCGGCCUAUGACUUCAUCCGAAGCUUCCGCAGUGGGGCGCUGGGCCAAGUCAUGUUCGACAGUGCUCUCCUGGAGGAGCCGCGGGCCUGUUGGGGUUCUGAUGCUUGAGGCGGAGCAGGGCACACUCUGCUCUGCCGCCUUCUCCCCGGGUGGCCUCUGGCAAGGUGCCUAACCUGUCUGCGCUCAGUGUCCUCCUCUGUAAGAGGAGGCCGUCGGAAUAGAGGUCCCUCCUGGCUCUGAACGUGAAGCUGCGAACCUGAAGGCCCAGCCACCCUCUCUGGGAGCCGCCACCUCCAGGAGGCGUCCCCUGUCUUGGCAGUGAUUUUCAUCAUGUCUUGCACAAUACAAAAGUGUAAUUGUCUAAAUCUACAAGUAUAUUUUCUAGGCUAGGCUACAGUCAAUGAAAUGGAAUAAUCAUUGAAUUCCUUUGAGAAACUUUACAUGUUCCUACAAUAACUUGGCUUUUUCCUUCUGUACAUCAUAAAGAAAUCUUAAACAACUUGGACAUAUUGUUAGUCAGCUAUAGGGAAGGAUUUUGAUUUAACUGAAUUUCACUUGUAGAAGAUUCUGAUUAUCAUCUGAAGUAGCUAUAAUUCAGGCCAAAAGUAGAACUUGGAGCAGUGAUCCCUGUGUUCUUUCUUCUUGUGACCCACUUAAAUGGUUGUUUUCUUGGCUAAUCACCUUUGUACCGCCUACAGCUUGAUGCCAUGUAGUUCGUCCCUACUUAGGAAAGAGACUGGUUUGAGAUGCUCCUAGCCAGGUAUUUUGUUAGGAACUUGCUAUUCUUAAUUGCUGUCGUAAUAUUCCAGGGAUUCCAUUGUUUAAAAAAUAAGCAGCUUUCUAAUAUAGUGGUUUAUUUUCAUAUUACUUUCAAAACAUAAAUAAAAACUUGAACAGAU
This is a messenger RNA of Gracilinanus agilis (Agile Gracile Mouse Opossum), 1799 nucleotides long. It is a transcript of the gene MTG1, whose product is annotated as mitochondrial ribosome associated GTPase 1. Bases 1 to 1008 code for a protein of 335 amino acids. NCBI's taxonomy places the organism in Eukaryota, Metazoa, Chordata, Mammalia, Didelphimorphia, Didelphidae. Gene Ontology annotation, cellular component: mitochondrion. Gene Ontology annotation, molecular function: GTP binding; GTPase activity. The record is from RefSeq and is a predicted model, not a curated record. The transcript has 11 exons.